Molecule: messenger RNA, 570 nt
Organism: Lactuca sativa (garden lettuce)
Lineage: Eukaryota; Viridiplantae; Streptophyta; Magnoliopsida; Asterales; Asteraceae
Product: ubiquitin carboxyl-terminal hydrolase 25
Biological process (GO): protein deubiquitination
Cellular component (GO): nucleus; cytosol
Molecular function (GO): cysteine-type deubiquitinase activity
Source: RefSeq, a predicted model, not a curated record
AUGGCUGGUUUCCAAUUGCAAAUGACUUGGCAAACGAGUUUGUUGUUGAAGAAACGAAAGAACGGUCCUCCAUUAGGGUUCAAGAAUCUCGAUAAUACCUGCUACCUCAACGCCGUUCUCCAGUGCGUAACCUAUAUUCCUCCCCUCGCCAAUUUCUGUCUCCGACUUCAACACUCCGAAAACUGCGAGUUCCUAGCGCAGCAGGACAAGAAGAUUGAUUGUUCGUUUUGUCUACUGGAGAAGAAAAUUGUUCGAUCUUUUAGCAUCGACUCAACCCUAGAUACACCUGGUAAGAUCAUUGGGGGAUUGAACGUCUUUGCUGAGCAUUUUCGUUUAGGGAGGCAAGAGGAUGCACACGAAUUCCUUCGUUGCUUGACUGCUUUUGUGCCUUUAUCUGAUGGGUGUGUGAGAAGAACGGAAUUCAACUAUGGAAUUAAGGAAGAAAAACAUGGAUUCAUUGAAGGUUAUGUCCCUAUCAGUUAUCUUUCUGCAUUUCUUCAAUCUCAAAGUCCAACUCUGGAAUCUGAAUUGGAUGAUUCAACACUUUUGACUUUUGACUUUUUUGGAUAG